Messenger RNA from Alternaria burnsii, 276 nucleotides. RefSeq lists its product as uncharacterized. The record is from RefSeq and is a predicted model, not a curated record. Bases 1 to 276 code for a protein of 91 amino acids. NCBI's taxonomy places the organism in Eukaryota, Fungi, Ascomycota, Dothideomycetes, Pleosporales, Pleosporaceae. The transcript has 4 exons.
AUGCCGACUCCUAUCGAUCGCGCGGUGCAACAACGUGGCCCGUUCUUUGCUUUUGCUGCAGUAGUUGCUGGUGUUGCAGCAUGGAGUAUUUGGGGACAAGACAUCUUUCCCAGUCAAGACCCUACUGGAGACCCAGAGACAUGGACACAUGACCAAUGCGUUACUUGGCUCAAGCACAGGAAUCUACACCCCUCUCCACUCGCAACGACAGCUGAACUGCUCGAGAGGAUCAAGGCGAACAUGAGGGUAGCAAGAGAGCGGACGCCAGGACAAUAA